AUGGCAAACGAUGGUUUUAGUUUUGUCGAAGAUCUCAGUGUGGCUAGCGACUUUUUCAACAUGAAGGCCCGAAUAAUACGUAAGAAAAUACAAGCACAAUGUAAGAACAUGUUGUUGUCUGAUUUUGGGCAAUAUCUUAAAGAAGACUCCACCAUUGUCAUUCGAAGGUUCGGUGUGGCUGAGCAAAGAGAUCGUGUGCUUCCUCUGAAUCAUAAGAUAAACUUAUUCAAGUGUUCCUCCAUCCAAUCAGUAACUUCCUUCCAAGGCCAUCUCUAUGACUUUGAUUUUGUUCCUUUUGAAGAAAUCAAUGACAACAGGGCACGUGACAGAUUCACUAUUGAUGUGAUUGGAAGGAUUGCUUCGUGUGGUGACCUUGACAUCUUCAAGAAUAAAGAAAAGGAAAGCAAAAGGAUGAACUUUGAGUUGCAAGACUUAAAUAGCCAAAUUAUCAAGUGUAUUCUAUGGGGAAAGUAUGCUGAGCAAAUGAACAAGUUCAUUUGCAACAACAAGUCAACCGAGAUGGUGAUUGCUAUCCUUCAACAUGCUAAAUUGAAGAGAUUUAACAGAGAGCUCAGUGUCCAGAAUGACAUGUAUGGAACUAGACUAUUCCUUAAUGAAGACAUCCAAGAAGCAAAUGACUUGAGGAGGGGCCUGAUAUUGAGAGAUGGUGUUGGUGCUGCUUCACAAACAAUCCUUGAGUCCCAGACUGUUUAUCCUUUACAUAAAGAGUUUGUUAUCAACACUAUCAAAAAGAAUGUGGAUGAGAUUGGGGAGUGUCAUGAGGUAUGCGUUAUUGUAUUUGUCAAUAAAGAUGGCAUUUUUGUGUUUCCAUACUGA
This is a messenger RNA of Erigeron canadensis, 837 nucleotides long. RefSeq lists its product as uncharacterized. NCBI's taxonomy places the organism in Eukaryota, Viridiplantae, Streptophyta, Magnoliopsida, Asterales, Asteraceae. The record is from RefSeq and is a predicted model, not a curated record. The transcript has 6 exons. The coding region runs from base 1 to 837 and encodes 278 amino acids.